This is a messenger RNA of Ectocarpus siliculosus, 1049 nucleotides long. NCBI's taxonomy places the organism in Eukaryota, Phaeophyceae, Ectocarpales, Ectocarpaceae. The record is from the annotation of a GenBank genome assembly.
AUGGCGAAGAAGAAGGCUGGGCGUAUCGCCAUCAAACUGCUGAGCACGGCAGGGACCGGCUUCUUCUAUACAGCCUCGAAAAACGUGCGAAAGGCCACCAACAAGCUGGCCCUGCGAAAGUACGACCCUGUAGUACGACAACAUGUCGUCUUCACCGAAACGAAGAUCAAGUGAGCCGCCCCGGCCUGUCCGAGCAUUUCGCGUGAGGCCAACCCGUUCUUCUCCACAUGAAGCGGCAUCAAAUCGAGAACUACGACGGAGGGAGGUCACCUCUCACCAACCCGUGAUACGUCGGUUUGUCAUCGAUGGCAUCGCGGUCGUCUCACAUCGGCUUUUUUUGCGCUUCGACCUGGCGUUUCAUAGACUGAAGUCGACGCGGUGCGCAUGUAUGUAAAGUAUCGCGCGCAGAACGCUUUUUUUUUUCCUUCGUGGUUCAGGUUGGGACGGUGUGCUCACACGUUGUGCUGUUGGUAGGAACUGGCCAUGUGGCAGGCUGACAUGCAGAGAUAUCAAGCUAGACAAGUCUGAUGUACCGGCGUUACGGGGCAGAGUAGCAAGUGGUGACCGAGCAAUCACGACUCUCUCGUGAGAAGCCAUUAUCGGUAGGUUGGCAUUUUCCGUACCACGUGAAGUUGUGCCUUGCCGUCGAAUUAGAGAUGGCGUCGUUCUGCUGUUGGUGAUAUCCCGAGCGUGAAUUGUCAGUGCUGAGAGGUGCAUCGCUUCGCUUGUUUCUAGUGUUCCCUGAUGCUCAGUAGGCCCGAUAGAGCCUGUGUGGACCCAAUCGGCUGUGCAAAUGGUAUAUUCCACGAGUUUUUUUUUGUGCGAACAGAGGGUGUUGAGGUGGGCAGGCGAAAACGGGAGGAGCGUGGUGUUUUCAUUUUGGGUCAAAAUGGUGUUACGCUUUUGGGGCUGAGUUCUUGAACCACGAGAAUCCGUCCGUUUGCUGUUCAAGGUCGGUCCUUGGGCACUGAGGGUCGCUUCCCGCGUUUUGCGGGUGAGGUCAUCGCCUGUGUGACGAGGGCAUUAAGGUAUUUCUGUGUAUGAAGUUG